AAGAUCCAUGGCAUGGGCGUUCAUCUCUAUUGCUAUAUCUUCCUCUCGUCUCUUUAGUUAACUGAUGACGAGGUGAAAAUGGCGGAUCUUUCGAAAUCCAACCCCGGCCUGAAAAUAGAAACGUAGCUAGCUAGCUGGUCGUUUUCAUAGUGCUGCUCCUGUCACCAAUGGAUGAUUUUGACAGGCUGCUUAGUUGAGAAAACAAGAAUCGGCCCCCAACCAUAUAUCUUAUAGAAAAUUGAGAAGAUGGAACAUCGAUACCCCGUAGUUUAUCGACUUGUAUAGUGUACCAUCUGUCUUAUUUGGAGUACGGCGGAGCGACUGUUUUGAGCUGAGUGUAAACCUGGAGACAUGGACGUGGUGUCGCCAGAGCUGAACAUCCUCCUCCCUGACGAGAUAAUGGACACCGAGGCCAUCGUCAUGGAUGACGACCCACCCGCCGAGUCCCCUGCGGCGUCUGGCCAAUCACAGCCCAGCGACGAUGCACCAAUCCCCAUGGAAACAGAUGUUCUCGCCGUCCCAGAGAUCGUUAGCCUGUGUUCGGAUGCCCCUCCGACCCAGCGGACUCAGGCCCUGACCACCUCCAUCACCACAGACUCCACCCUCUGUAGCACCACCUCCGCCACUCAGCUCCUCCUCACCCCAUCCAUAGCUUCAUCCUCCCCCCUUACCCUCCGACCCGCCACAGCCUCCACCCUCACCUCCACCACCCCCAAAACCACUACCAGCCUGGGUGGGGUCAGUCUCACCUCGGGGGGCUUACAGAAGCUCUCAGCCAACCACCAGAUCAUCCUCAAUAAGGUGGCCUCAUCCCCGGGAGCAGACACCACCAGGUCCCCAGGCACCACCACUAUCACUCCAGGGGGCCAGAAGUUCAUGGUGACGGCCAUAGGCAAGUCAGGCCAGUCUAUUGUGCUGCAGCUGCCCCACACUGGCUCCAAGCCUGGCUCAGGGCAGGGGGAAGCCAAGGCCAACCCGCAGCAUUUCAAGGUGCUGACGAUAGGGGGGAGGACAGACCUAAAGCCGGUCAUGGUGGGGCAGGCGGUCAGCUCAGCCAGUCAGAUAUCCACCCUGCAGGCCCAGCAGCUGAAGACUGUUCAGAUUGCAAAGAAAACGCAGGUGUCGUCAGCUGGACCAAUCAAGUUCAUCAUCACUAAAGCUGUCAACAACAAAGGUCUGACCGCCCAGACAUCAGUAUCCAAUGUCAUUACAGGUCGAGUCCUGUCCACGAGCAGCCCAGUGACCCCCCCGCGGACCAUCACUCUCUCUGAGACCCUCAGCUCCAACAGCAAGAUUGCCAUCUCCCCCCUCAAGUCACCUAGCAAAUUGACGAUGGUGUCGGUGGCCUCCCAGGUACCCAACUCCCCUCAGAAGUCAGUGUCUCUGCCGCUCAACAUGGCCCACCUGGGACAGCAGAUACUAGUACAACAGUCUACAGCCACCUCUCCAGCCAAGCCCAUGAAGCCGGUGCAGACUGUGACGGUGGGUGGCCCCCAGUUUAAGACCAUCUUCCCCCUGUCCACCUCGUCCAACGUGCAGCAGAUCCAGGUGCCCGGCAGCCGCUUCCACUACGUCAGGCUGGUCACUGCCACCACGGGCAGCAGCACGGGACAGGCCGGCAGCCACUGCACCAACUCAUCCAUGACCGCCAAGCCUAUGGUGGUCAACACAGCCCAAGUCAGGAUGUCUGUCCCCAUCAUCCCAGCACAGACCAUGAAGCAGGUGGUGCCCAAGCCCCUGACGUCGUCGGGCCAGGUGCUGACAACUCAGACCCAGCAGAGGUUGAUCAUGCCCGCCACGCCGCUGCCCCAGAUCCAGCCCAAUCUCACCAACCUACCCCCGGGCACCAUGCUGGCGCCUGGGUCUGGGAACAUGGGCUAUACUGUGCUGCCCGCACAUUAUGUCACACAGCUCCAACAGUCUGCAUAUGUGACUUUGGCCAGCAGCUCUGGGUUCCCCACCCCUACAGGCAUCCAGACUCAGGCCAGACUGCCUCUCAAUGGCUUAUCAACAUCAGACGCUGCCUCCAGACCACGGAAGCCCUGCAACUGCAACAAGUCUCAGUGUCUCAAACUGUACUGUGACUGCUUUGCCAACGGGGAGUUCUGUCAGAGCUGUAACUGUACCAACUGCUUCAACAACCUGGAACACGAGACCGAGCGAGCUAAAGCCAUCAAGGCGUGUCUGGACCGUAACCCGGAGGCAUUCAAGCCAAAGAUCGGUAAAGGUAAAGAGGGCGAGUCGGACCGCAGACACAGCAAAGGCUGCAACUGUAAACGCUCGGGAUGUCUGAAGAACUACUGCGAGUGUUACGAGGCCAAGAUCAUGUGCUCGUCUACCUGUAAGUGUGUUGGCUGUAAGAACUUUGAGGAGAGCCCUGAGAGGAAGACUCUGAUGCACCUGGCCGACGCAGCUGAGGUGAGAGUUCAACAGCAGACGGCAGCCAAGACCAAGCUGUCGUCGCAGAUCUCGGACCUGUUCACAAGGACCACCCCGGCCAUCACCAGCGGAGGGGGGAGGAUGCCCUUUACAUUUGUGACGAAGGAGGUGGCAGAGGCCACGUGUGAGUGUCUGCUGGAGCAGGCUGAGCAGGCAGAGCUGAUCCAGCAGCCCCAGGCCACCGCAGAGAGGAUGAUCCUGGAGGAGUUUGGACGCUGCCUCAUGAGGAUCAUCAGCUCAGCGGGCAAGACGGACUGUCCCUCCAUCAACUGCUAGGCCAGGUCCAUGGGUUCGCUGUCUGUAUGUCUCUCACCCAGCCCAGUGAAAACUAGUGCUGGGAGACUAGAAGGGAAUAGUGGCCUCCUCUCUCCCCCAGCUUGAGAGCUAAACAUUAGGACUGGUGAGUGGUAGUGGUCCUUGGUUUCUCUGCCUCCCGGGCUGGCUAGCUAGCCGCCCAGUCUCAGAGAUGAGCAGUGGGUCUGGGAGAUGAGGGGAGUCGGCCAUGGGCGCCGUCUCUCUCGCCCACCCUCUGGGCAAAGCAUUGGGAGAGGAGUGGACUGUCUGUCUGCUCCACUUACUGCUAACCAUGCCCAUGUGCUUUCUCUCCCAUCCCCAUAGUGCUAGCAUUGGAUAGGGUGGAGAGUGGUGCACAGUCCCAUCAAUUGUUAGCUAGCUAGACCCAGCCAGCACCAGGAGGCAUGGACAGUCCUGAGCACUGAGCACUGCUCACCGUUUCCCACCCUCAUAGAUCUAGUGUUGGGAGGACAUGCAUUUCUCUGGAAGCUGGUGCUUCUCCUUCACAGUUAGUGGGAAUAGCCUUUGCAUAGCCUUGGCUGAAGGAAGGGGCUGUCCCCAUGCCCCCAGCCUCCCUGAAAAAAAUAAGGAUUGUUGUGGGAGAGACUCGCCAGAGAAAGAGGUGCAAGAGGGCACAGACAAAAGUUUGUUUGUGUUUUGGGAAAGGGGGGGGGGGGGGGGGGUGUUUUAGAUCAUAGGAUUUUUUAUUUUUACAAAAAAUCAUUUUUUAAAUCACAUUUAUUUUCUCCAUCUUAUUAUGGCUCUGUUUGCAUAUGUCCCUCACCCUCUCGCUCUGUUUGAAUCAUUUCUGAGGGUUCUGGAUGCAGACGAGGAAAGAAGGGUCACAUUCUGACUGCCUUCUUACAGGUAGUAGCCCAGGUUCUAAUCAUGACGGCCAUCUCUCUUCAGUAACUAGCGUAUUACUGUAACCCAACAAGAUAUGCUCACGUUACCCACUUUAUUUUCUUCAACCUCUGUUUCAGCUUGUGCUCAGAGCUUUGCAAAGUAUCUAGGAACAACUAACAUAUUCCCACCUUGACUUUUAUCACAGAUUAGGAUUCCAUUUUCCAUUUUUAAUUUUAAACAACUAAAUAGUAUGUAUUUUGGUAUGGGGUGGGGGGGCUUGUUCAAUUGGGGGGGGUGUACUGUUUCUGACACAUUCAGGUAGGGUAAGAUUUCACAAUAUCAAAUCCAAGUUCUUUGUGCUACUUAAGUGCUCAUGGCUUAUGGUACUCUAAAUUCAUUGUCAGGGUAUGAAAGUUGUCCACUUUAUUAGAGAUAUAUGAAUAUUGCUUGGUGCCCCUAUUAUUAUUUUUUUACCACUUUGUGAAUAUCAGUUUGCCUCUUUCCAAAUACAUGGAGAACAGCACGCACACACAUGCACGUUGGAUAACCGUCAAGAACCAGCGGUAGAUUGUUCGAUUGGAUAAUUAAUCUAGUCAUAGUAUCACUAUAUCCGAAGCACUGCAACUAUUUUAGCAUUGCAGAGUGCCUUUAUGCUACAGUAAGCUGUUCCUUGGUAGCUUUGUGCUUUACUAAGUCAUCAUGGAUUACCAGGCAACACAUGAUUUGGCCUCUUGUGUGUCGCACUGUAAUGACACCCAUCAAGUGUGUGUUCAACAGCAUUUGGGUAGUGUUUUGAUUGAAGAAAGUGAUGUUUUUAAGACCCUUUUGGGUCUGUUAUUUCCCUACUCACAAAGCCAAUCCCUUUCUAUAUGUAUUGAGUGUAUUGGUAACGUGUGUUUAAAACAAAUACUGUUAUUAGUUAUUGUAGCCUUAUCCCCCCCCCCCCCCCCCCCCCCCCAGGAUACCUUUGCCUUACGUUCUCCACUCUGCUCAGGGCAUCGAAGGACUUUUACUACAUUGUCUGUCUAUUGUUCUUUCCUGAAGACACGCGUGUUAAAAAAAAAAAAUAAUUAAAAGAGGAAGAGAAAAUAAUUUCCCAGCAGCCGUUUGACAAAUGACCCUCGUCCAAACAGAGGGCCUUUGUGCGUGUCAAGUUUUUCACCAUAAGAGAUUGAGUAAGACCAUGUUAUACACCAUCACGCAUGCUUUUCAAAGUUGUAAUCAUCCCUAUGCACUGAAAACGUUGUUUAUUGCAUGGGUGACCUUGCUAGAUGCUGAAGUGUUGCAAAAUUGCUGUGCAGCAGCAUCAACAAUUGGUCUGUGUGUUUGAAUGACAUGAUGCAUCCCAAAUAGCUUUAUUCAUACUAGAAAAUAAACAUUUCUCUGCAGCCUGUUCAGGAGGGUGCAAUGUUGCAGAACGUUCAGAUAGAAAUGGAUCGUGUGGAAAGGAUACAAUGGUAUUUUAGGUAGAGGAUUGGAAUUGUAUGCUCUGUUUUACAUGUCUAUCUGCAACAUUUGUCUCACCUCAUUGAAUACACCCUUUGUAUCCGUUGUCAUCCCACAAAGUGGGACAUUUUCAAAGGGCUUCCAAUAGAGGAGCACAACCAGAACCCCGUGAUGGUGCUAAACUCACUACGUCAAUCUGAUGGUGAAUGUUAGGGAAUUUUUUUUUUUUAGAUUGUCUUCUCACGAAGUGAGACAUUUAACAGAAUUAAUCAAUCAAUAGCAAUCAAGCUAAACUGCUAAAUUGUGCUCUGUUGGAGAACAGAAAAGUUUUAACAAAUCUAGAUAUUUCAGGAGAUACUUAACCUAACCCAUGAAACUUGGUACUAAUAAAUGUACACUAAACAAAACAAUGGACCUUCUCAAAAUGUUUGCAAUAACAGGCUUUUUUUUACUGUCUGUACUGAACUUAGUCUUUUUCGAGACUAUAUUGAACUGAUCUGUGUAAAUCUGCACCUCCAUGUUUCAAAGACCAUGUGCAAUGGCUCUGUAGUACUCCUCUGUAUUCCGGUUGGUUGAUUGUAUAUGUUACGUGACCAUUGCCUGUAUUACUUUCUAGGUGAAAUCAAGUUCUUUUUUAAAAACUUAUUUUUUUCACCAUUCUUGUAAACAUCUUUCUGUCAAGAAUUAUUUAUCUCACGUUAUCCUCAUGAUUAUAACACAGAAUUAAAGUACUUUUUUAAUUUUCAGAUUUAUAUUCAGUAAAGAGUAUGUAAGAUGUUGACUGUAAUGUAAGCGAAGUACGAAGCAAAUUAAAUUUAUACAUUUAAGUAUGAAUUUCUUUCUCAAUUGGUAAACUAAAUUGCAUUAAUAUUUUACAAAUGCAUAAGCCUGUUGGAUAUUGUCAGAUCUCUGAUAUAUGCCUAUUUCUGAUUUCAGAUCAGUUUUUUUUAUUUAUUUUUUACAGUGAAAUUAUGUUGAUUUAAACCUCCUAUACAUUAACACGUUUGUAAUUGUAACGCUAUUACAGAUGUCCAUAUUUGAAACAUGUAUUUAUUUUAGAAGUUGCCAGCAGACAUCUUACUGAAGUCCUGCCUUUCUCUGGUUUUUCCCACAUUGCUUUGCGGUGUACAUAAAAGGCAUGCGCAAAUUACCACGAGGUCUGUUCAUUUCAUUUGAUUAAUAGUACAGCGAAAAUCUAGCAAAUCGUGUGACAUCGAUGCAAAAAAAAAUAAUCUUGAAGAAUGUUUUGAUUAAAAAAUGACUUCGUCAUUUGUUGGCGAGAUGAUGACUGGGUAUUUGAUGCAGACCUGGCAGUGACUGGGUAUUUGAUGCAGAUCUGGCAAGUCUUCCGAUGCAAUGUUGCAGGAUGGAUGACAAACCGAUACAGGACACAUGAAUACUGUGGGUGGUGGAAAGGAUGUGACUUGGACCAGGUGACCUCCUGUUCAGUACUUUUCCCUGAUACAACAUGGAGGCCUUUGUAGGUCAUAGCAACCGUGGAGAGGCUCUUGAUUUCUUCAGUGCUGUGCAACAACUCACUCUGUGGGUAUUGGCUGACAGCUGUGGUAUAUCAGAAGGCUUCAGCAAGAAGAGUGCCCUGGACAGUCGUGUUUUUCAUGGCGAAAUUGACUACAAAGAUGGCACCUUGUGAAAUUGCAGCACAAAUUGAUAUAAGCAUUUACAAUCCCUUGUCCAAUUCCAAUAAAUGUUUUGGGGAAAAACGCUA
Molecule: messenger RNA, 6751 nt
Organism: Oncorhynchus kisutch (coho salmon)
Lineage: Eukaryota; Metazoa; Chordata; Actinopteri; Salmoniformes; Salmonidae
Gene: lin54
Product: lin-54 DREAM MuvB core complex component
Exons: 17
Coding region: 352-2715 (787 amino acids)
Biological process (GO): regulation of DNA-templated transcription
Cellular component (GO): nucleus
Source: RefSeq, a predicted model, not a curated record